Chrysoperla carnea is the source of this 2560-nucleotide messenger RNA. It is a transcript of the gene cv-2, whose product is annotated as BMP-binding endothelial regulator protein. Gene Ontology annotation, molecular function: protein binding. The record is from RefSeq and is a predicted model, not a curated record. The coding region runs from base 161 to 2371 and encodes 736 amino acids. NCBI's taxonomy places the organism in Eukaryota, Metazoa, Arthropoda, Insecta, Neuroptera, Chrysopidae. The transcript has 9 exons.
AUUUGUUGUGAUUACAGUGUUUUGUUUUGGUUUUUUAAUUGUUAAAUAAAACUAUUGGAUUGAUUUUGGUCAUCAAACUAACCGCAUCAAAACCCGUUCAUCAUUAAAAUUAGGACUUACGACGGUGUUACGGCAACCAAUUGUUGACCGUGUUGCCAUAAUGCUGCUCUACGUAAUUUUAAUUAUCAGCAGUGUCAGCAUUAUGCCACACGCAGGAAGUGUUAUCAUUGGUCGUCGUGAGACAUGCAGCAAUGAAGGCGAAGAGGUCAAAGUUGACAAUAUCAAAGAUAGCAGUUGUUUCCAUUGUUUAUGCAAGAAUGGAUUUGUUGAGUGUCUGCAAGGAUGUCCUUCAAUUGAUGGGUGCUUUCAAUUAAUUGAGAAACCAAAAAAUGGUUGCUGCAUGAAAUGUAAAGGUUGCGUGUAUAAUGGCACUGAAUAUGCAAGUGACACUGAAUGGACAGACCCACAGGACCCAUGUCGUGUAUUCCGCUGUGAAGCUGGUGUUAUAACUAAAUCUAUAUUGGAAUGUUACACACCCUGUGAUAAUCCAUUACCACCUCAACCAGGACAAUGUUGUAAAACAUGUUUAGGAUGCCGAAUAAAUGGUCAACGUGUAACAGAUGAACGUGACGUCACAAUACCAGAAGAUCCAUGUUUAAAAUGUCAUUGUGAAUUAGGACGAAUGACAUGUACAAAACGAGCGUGUCCUGUUUUACAAUGUCCAGUACAACAUCAGUAUCACCCAGUUGGCGAAUGUUGUCCACAAUGUAAAGGUACCCGUACUUUAUUACCGAGUGCAUCUGGUUGUAUUUUGGGUAGAAAUUAUUUAUCACAUGGUCAACAUUUUAAAAUGGAUCCACAAAAUUGUACAACAUGUAAAUGUAUUGGAAAUGGUACAUCGGUGUGUCAACGUUCAACAUGCCCUGUUCUAUUAUGUGCACCAGAGGAUCAAAAAACUGCUCCAGGUGCGUGUUGUCCACAUUGUCCACCUGUCGAGGAAAUCCGAACAACGUGUUUACACAAGGGAAAAUUAUAUCAGGAUGGUGAAUCGUGGCAAUUAGAUCCGUGCAAAUCUUGCAUGUGUCAAGAUGGAGAAAUACAUUGUGCUAUGGAAAAAUGUCCACAUCAUAAUAAUGUUCCAUGUCCGCCCAAUCAUAAAUUAAUUCAUCCAUCAGGUCAAUGCUGUCCAAAAUGUGUUGAAAGUGAUGGAGUUUGUACAGUUUUUGGUGAUCCCCACUACAAAACAUUUGAUGGACGAUUUUACAGCUUUCAAGGAUCUUGUAAAUAUCAAUUAGUGGCUGAUUGUGUAGAUCAUUCGUUCUCCAUUCGUGUAACUAACGAUAAUCGUAAAACUAAAGUAUCUUCAUGGACAAAAACAAUAUCAAUUAAAAUAAAAGAUAUUAAAAUAAACUUAGGUCAGAAAAAACGUAUUAAGGUCAAUGGAAAGCGAAUUAAUAUACCGUAUUCAUCAUCAAACUAUCGAGGACCCGAAGAUGAUGGUUAUGAAAAACGUGAAAAUCGUGAAAUCCGUAUUGAUAAAUCCGAUGAGUAUAUUCUCGUUUCGACAUAUAUUGGCGUUCAAAUAUUAUGGGAUGGUAAUAGUUUUCUGGAAGUAUCCGUUCCAACACGAUACAAAGGAAAAUUAUGUGGAUUAUGUGGGAAUUAUAAUUCAAUUGUACGCGAUGAUCUGGUAACACGAAAAGGUAAACAAUUAAACGAAACAGAAAUAUGGAAAUUUGCACAAUCAUGGCGAGUGGGUGGGAAAAAAGCAUGUGCACGACAUAACGAACAUAAUAGUAACGAAGAAUUGGCGGGAUAUCGUGGCGAAACAAUACAACAUAUGCGUGGUGGUAGUCACACAUGUAAUAAUCCACGCUACGCGAAAUGGACACAACAUUUUUGUCUGCCAUUGAUUCGUGAUAAUAAAUUUGGAAAUUGUGCGAAAAAAUUGAAUCCAGCAAAAUAUUACACAGCAUGUAUACAGGACAUGUGCGAAUGUCCUAAUGGAAAAUGCUUUUGUGAAUCGUUUAUUGCGUACGCACGUGAAUGUAAGCGAUUAGGUGUACAAUUGAAUGAUUGGCGUGCGCAGACCAAUUGUUAUGGAAAUAUUACACUGAAUAAUUAUCAUUAUAAUAAUUUUUCAAUGAAACCAAGCAAUUCGUUAGCGUUGGCACAAUACUCACAAACAGCUUCGAGUAGCAGUUUUAACAGUCGAGACUUAAUGCAACGAGAUAAAGCUGUUAAAGAUCAACGACAAAUCAAUCAAAAUAAACAAAGGUUUAAUAACAAUAAGAACAAAAAUAAAUUACAACCACCAAAACGACCAAAAAUACUACGAACACGAGGUCCACCUCCGCCAUUAUUAAAGUAAAAAUAAAAUUAUUUUUAUUUUGUUUUUAAUUUAAUUUUUCGCUACAAUUUUUUCACAUACGUAGCAAUUUACUAGUCAACGCUUGUAUAGAUGUGUUUCAACAAAAGAAAAAAAAAACUCCAAUCCUUACACGUUUGGAAACUAAAGUUCCCAUAACAGUAUUUAUAUAUUUAAAAUAAAUAUACAAUU